AUGGACUACGCACCUCAUGGUGCGAUUAUGCGUGCUGCUGUCGAUCACUGCCACUCCCUAGAAGAUUUGCUUGUCAUGGAUUUUAUAGGCAAGAGCGUCUUUGACGAGGAUAGACGUGAAGACAUUUUGGAUGACUCGAGAAAUGAAGGCCUUCAACGUUUUGCAUUAUAUGACAGUGCUGGACUAAGUAACAACCGUUUGAUGCCUCUUGACGAUAUUUUGUACGUGAUAAGGAAACAUCAUACCACGUUGUCGGUGUUCCACCUGGAGAAUUAUUUUCUUAUGAGCCUCACGUACUAUCGAUUUCCACAGCUACGUGAGUUGUAUUUGCAUUAUAAUGCACCACAGUACAAGAGGCCGCCGAUAGUCCUCGACAGCCCAACCUUCAGCCAAUUCAUCAUUGAUCUUGCUCAGUGCUGUCCCAAGCUACAAGUACUGAAUGUCUAUGAACCACCAGGGCGCGCCAAAGAAAGCGUCUAUCCAUUUACGGAAGAUGACGUCUUAUACUUGAUCGAGCAUUGCCGAUUUCUUGAGCAAAUGAGAAUUGAUACAAUUGGUCUUCAGUUUACAUGGCAACGAUCUCACUAG
Lichtheimia ornata is the source of this 588-nucleotide messenger RNA. RefSeq lists its product as uncharacterized. The transcript has 2 exons. NCBI's taxonomy places the organism in Eukaryota, Fungi, Mucoromycota, Mucoromycetes, Mucorales, Lichtheimiaceae. The coding region runs from base 1 to 588 and encodes 195 amino acids. The record is from RefSeq and is a predicted model, not a curated record.